Molecule: messenger RNA, 1041 nt
Organism: Aspergillus fumigatus Af293
Lineage: Eukaryota; Fungi; Ascomycota; Eurotiomycetes; Eurotiales; Aspergillaceae
Product: hydrogen/calcium exchanger domain-containing protein
Biological process (GO): intracellular calcium ion homeostasis; calcium ion transmembrane transport
Cellular component (GO): fungal-type vacuole membrane
Molecular function (GO): calcium:proton antiporter activity
Source: RefSeq, a predicted model, not a curated record
AUGUGCUGUGCCAAGCACGUCUCGACUGAUGUGUCUCGGCGCCCAGACAUCUACCGUCGUCAAGCCAGGAACCUGGCCUGGUACGAUCAGGAAGGCGAACAAUCCAACCACAAUCCCUUUAAGAAGUUCAGAGCGCGGCCGCGACGGUCCAAUUCCUAUCGGUUGGAAAGCGGACUCGCUCCCGUUCGCACGGCGGGGGAGGUGCGCAUGUCGGAGGAAAGACGGCGGCGGAGGGACAUGACCGACGGCCUGUCCGGCCCAGAGCACGCAGAUACUUUUCCGCCAGAGUCAUCAGGAACGGACGGGCUCUAUCGAGCAGAAAGUGCAGAGAAAUCGGAGCCCGAACCAUCGAUGCGCAGCCAUGAACCCAUCAACGUGUCCAACCAAGAGGGGCAGGAUGAGAUCCCCGAAGGAAAACCUCGGAAGAGGAAGACCUUUAUGAGCGGCCAUGGGAACCAGUCUGAGGAUGGGAAUUCCCAAUCUUCGGUGGAGGAGGCGAAGGAUAUGCCUGACAAGCAAAAGUUCACAGCCGUUGGCCAGCUCAAGGCGACUCUUUUUAACUCUUGGAUAAAUGUUCUCCUGAUUGCCGCGCCAGUUGGAAUUGCACUGAAUUACGUCGACGUCGAUCCGGUGGCGGUCUUCGUGGUCAACUUCAUUGCUAUUAUACCUCUUGCGGCCAUGUUGAGUUACGCCACGGAAGAAAUCGCCAUGCGGACUGGCGAAACGAUUGGUGGUCUGCUGAAUGCAUCAUUCGGUAAUGCGGUCGAAUUGAUCGUCGCCAUUAUUGCCUUGGUCGAUAAGGAGGUGCUUAUAGUCCAAACGUCACUUAUAGGUAGUAUGCUGUCGAAUCUGCUGCUGGUCAUGGGCAUGUGUUUCUUUUUCGGCGGUGUCAACCGUCUUGAGCAACACUUCAACCCAGUUGUCGCGCAGACAGCGGCUAGUCUUUUGGCGCUAGCGGUGGCGAGUCUGAUCAUUCCAACCGCGUUCCACGCGUGGUCUGGUGGUGCGUCAAUCCGGCCGCAGAUUAGGAAGUUUGACUGA